GUCAUCAGAAUUUGAUAACUAUAUUAAAAACAUGACUGACUGUCAAGAGGGCGAUGAGAAUACACAGUCAGAUAAGCUAUAUAAGUUUUUAGCAGUUAAGGAAUUAAGAGCUGCAGAUUUUAUAUUCCUGGCAGAAGAAGAGGUGAAGGAAGAAACAAUCAGAAAAAUACAUGCAAAGAAUAUAGAGCGCUCAAUUCCUAAGUAUACCAUCGCCUCCUUUACCAAAUUAAAUAAGGAAACAGAAAAGGUGGCAGAUUACUGUUUUGGAAAAAUUGCUAUCAAUGUGCAACAGAAGAAGGGAUCAGAGAGUCAUUUCACAGACCUGCAGGAAAUGCAUGUUGCCCAAUUUGGUAGUAAAACAGUAACAGCAUUGCCAGGAAAAACAGCCAAACAAUAUUUUUGUUUAAAAAAUUUGAAUGACUUAUCUGAAAUUUUUAACUUAUUUUGUAAUGUAAACAGCAUGGUUUUAAUUAUAAAUUCAAAAUUGAUAAAUAUUAUUCAAUCAUUUCAGGUUAUCAAAUGUGUUAUAUAUGUACAUUUUAUAAACUCUGUUGAUAAAAAGAAUUUAAAAAGAAAAUUCCAUGCAAUUGAAGAAGAGUAAGAAUUGUAUUUAUUAAGGGUGUACGAUACAGUUACAUGGUGGGUAAAGAAAUUGCUAUUGUAAACUUUUAUUUUUGCUCUGUCCAACUGUGACAUAUGGUGGAAAAAGGUCGAAAUCUUUGUCUGAUUUUCAGAAUCCCCUGAAUCCAUUUGAAUGCCUUACAAAAAUUUGUCCAUUGAACCCCAUUUUUAGCUCACCUGGCCUAAAGGGCCAAGUGAGCUUUUCCCAUCACUUGGCGUCCGGCGUCGUUAACUUUUACAAAAAUCUUCUCCUCUGAAACUACUGGGCCAAAUUAAACCAAACUUGGCCACAAUCAUCAUUGGGGUAUCUAGUUUAAAAAUUGUGUCCGGUGACCCGACCAACCAACCAAGAUGGCCGCCAUGGCUAAAAAUAGAACAUAGGGGUAAAAUGGAGUUUUUGGCUUAUAACUCAAAAACCAAAGCAUUUAGAGCAAAUCUGACAUGGGGGUUAAAUUGUUUAUCAGGUCAAGAUCUAUCUGCUCUGAAAUUUUCAGAUGAAUCUGACAACCCGUUGUUGGGUUGCUGCCCCUGAUUUGGUAAUUUUAAGGAAAUUUUGCUGUUUUUGGUUAUUAUCUUGAAUAUUAUUAUAGAUAGAGAUAAACUGUACACAGCAAUAAUGUUCAGCAAACUCAGAUUUACAAAUAAGUUAACAUGACCAAAAUGGUCAGUUGACCCCUUUAGGAGUUAUUGCCCUUUAUAGUCAAUUUUUAACCGAUUUUCGUAAACCUUAGUAAUCUUUUACAAAAAUCUUCUCCUCUGAAACUACUGGGCCAAAUUAAACCAAACUUGGCCACAAUCAUCAUUGGAGUAUCUAGUUUAAAAAUUGUAAUUUGUCACCAUACAUAAAUGUGUAGUCUACAGACCACAAUUCCCUGUAUACAUGUUUCACUUAAUGCUAAUCAAAGUAAGAAAAAUAACAUUAGAAUAUGCCAUUUAUUGUAAAAGCUAUAACAUUGACAUGCCUUACCUACUUCAAGUUGUGUGUUAUAAUCCAAUUGAUCAUAUUAUAUA
Molecule: messenger RNA, 1632 nt
Organism: Mytilus trossulus (common blue mussel)
Lineage: Eukaryota; Metazoa; Mollusca; Bivalvia; Mytilida; Mytilidae
Exons: 3
Coding region: 32-601 (189 amino acids)
Source: RefSeq, a predicted model, not a curated record